AUGAAUCUGACAUUUUUUACUUCUCCAGACUAUUUUGUCAUCAAAGGGAUUUCGGUUGCUCCAGAGCUGCAGUUUCCUAUUUUCCUUCUGGUUCUUCUUAUUUAUGUCAUGACUCUUGGUGGUAAUAUGACUAUUCUUCUCUUGGUCUCUAUACAUCAUCAUCUUCACACCCCAAUGUACUUUUUUUUGAGUAAUUUGUCAGUGGUGGAUAUUACAUCUGCUACUGUAACCUUACAUAAAAUCCUUUUCACCUUCAUAACAGGCAACAGAAGGAUGGCUUUCAUUCCAUGUGUGGCACAGAUGUAUGUCUUUAUAUCCUUGGUAUGUGUUGAGCUGAUGCUUCUGACCACCAUGAGUUAUGACCGAUAUAUGGCAAUAUGCAACCCAUUACAUUAUCAUUUGACUAUGAACCAAGUUGUCUGUGCUCUGCUGGCUAUGUUUUGUUGGGUGUUGAGCUUCCUAGAAAUUAUUCCUCAUCUUUUGGUCAUUUCAAGUUUUACGUGCUUUACAUCUAAUGAAAUAAAUCAUUUCUUCUGUGACAUUAUGCUUCUGGUGAAACUUUCUUGUAGCAAUACUUCCAUAAUAAAUCUUCUCAUUUUUACCUAUGCCCUAGUCCUUUCAACCUGUCCCUUGCUUCUGACCAUUGUGCCUUAUGGUUUCAUCCUACAUGCCGUGAUGAGGAUUACAUCCAGCAGUGGAAGGCGUAAAGCCUUUUAUACAUGUUCCUCACACCUUACAGUCGUUUUCCUACUCUACCUGACUCUCGCCAUCCAAUACCUGAGGCCAAACUCCAUCGACAACUUGAAUUUCAAUAAACUUUUCUCCAUGUUGAACACAGCUGCUGUCCCAAUACUGAAUCCCCUCAUUUACAGUUUAAAAAAUGAAGAUGUAAAGAGUGCUCUGAAACAAGGGUUUAAAUCCGCUGCUGAGUCAAUGAGAGUAAGCAGCGGCGGCGGUGAAGGAGGCUGGACGUGGCAGGGAGGCGGCGCCCAUGGGUCAGCAUCAGACGUGAUGGAGGAGAGGGCGGGCAUGGCGUCGUAG
Nanorana parkeri is the source of this 1041-nucleotide messenger RNA. Its product is annotated as olfactory receptor 8D1-like. Gene Ontology annotation, molecular function: G protein-coupled receptor activity; olfactory receptor activity. Gene Ontology annotation, biological process: G protein-coupled receptor signaling pathway. Gene Ontology annotation, cellular component: membrane. NCBI's taxonomy places the organism in Eukaryota, Metazoa, Chordata, Amphibia, Anura, Dicroglossidae. The record is from RefSeq and is a predicted model, not a curated record. The coding region runs from base 1 to 1041 and encodes 346 amino acids. The transcript has 2 exons.